ACCAUAUUGUAAGGUAAUACUGUUCUACUCAAAACUAUGAACAGCAGAGGUUGAUGGGUGAUAAGCGACAUCGAGUAGAACAGGUCUAGAUGAGAGGCGCUAUAUAAAUUCCUUAUUAUUAUUAUUAUAAGAAAUUAGCUCGUUGGUUUGCGUGUAUCUUUAAAGAAUAAAACACGUCAUCCAUGCCCGGGUCAAUAUGAAGUCUACAAGGAAAUGUUGUUGUAUUCCAAUAGUGUGCGUGUUUAUUUACACCGUCAUUAAUAUCGUUUGGUUUUAUAGAGGAUUCCUUCGACCGGAUUUUUAUUUAAACCAUUUUAGAUAUUCCAGCGAGGACACCGAAUGCCCGAGAGUGCUAUCGCACAUGGUAAAAGGUUACUGGAAGCCACUCCCGCGUCUAUCGCAGGAAUUGAUAGGAAUAUUAAUUGACCGAUUUACAACACAAGUCGCACGGAAUUAUGGCUUCCCCGAAAGAUACCAAAUGAAGGAUGGUAAAUGUGGUAAUAUUAAAUAUCCAGGCACUGUUCUUAGGGCCCUGUGUGACCCUAAAGGACCUACGCCAUGUUGUUAUGAAGGUUAUUGUGUGUCUAAAUCUACUGAAGACUGUAAAUGUGAGGAAUGUUAUGAUCUAAGACAACGUAUUUCAGCCGAAGCUUCUACCUGGGUGCCAUCACAUCACGCUUGUCAAGUUGAUGACUUUGAUUCUACCACAGCGUGUCGUUUACUCCAUAAUUCUACCAUAUUCUGGAGUGGAAAUUCUUUCACCAGACAGAUUUUUAUGGCUUUAACUAUGAUACUUAAAGGUGAUCUGAGACAUUCAGUGGUUACAAAUAAUACAGUUAUGGAGAAAUGUGAAGGUGUGGAUAACAUGUUUCUGUUGUGCCAAGCCCGAACAGAGACGAACCCCAUUGUUUGUAAUGGAACUGUCAAGAUGACGUUCAUUUCUAACCCUCGAACUUCAAUGAAACAACAUAUCCAUGGAGCUAUAGAUGAUCUCCGUGAUAAACCAAGAACCAUGAUAUUCCUUGGAUUAGGUAUCCAUGAUGACUACAAUUAUACAAAGAUUCUGAAUGAUUAUAUCCACCCAAUAUUGAAGCAUUAUAAUGCUAAAAAGUCUGUAUGGCCCAAAUUCAUGUGGGCAGCAGCUCAUGCACCUGGUCUUCUGCAGAAUCCACAUGGUCCGUUUCAACUAUAUAAACACUGUGUACGUUAUAAUAAAUGGCUAAAUCCUCGUUUAGAGAAAUUAGGAUUACCUGUUUUUGAAACGUUUAAUAUGACUGACGGUGUAUCUAGUCACGAUGGAUGCCAUUACGGUAUGGCUGUGAAUAUGUUAAAGGCGAGAAUCUUUCUCCAUUAUAUAGCCGAAUUACAACGAAAAGGACAAUGGUGACAAUACUAAAAAAAAAUUUACAGAAUAAUAAGAACUUAAAACAUUGGAGUGAUUAAAUUAUAUAACAACAUUGAAUAAAUUGUCCAUGCAACACACAGAUGAAAGAUGUUACUAUGCAUGGGUACCAACAUAUGUUGCCCCAACAUAUGCUACUUUGGCUUUUGACUACCUUGAAGAACUAUCGUUUGCCAGGAUAUGAGAACAAUUAACAAUUACAAUUAAUUAAUUACGAUUUGGUAAUUAAUUACAAUUAAUUAAUAACGACUUGGUAAUUAAUUACAAUUAAUUCAUUACGAUUUGGUAAUUAAAUUACAAUUAUACAUAGAAGCAUACAGGAAGAGAUUUUUAGAUGAUUGUAUAUAUAAUAUUAAACCCAAAAACUUAUAUUUCAAUAUAUUAAUCAUUUUAGAUGAUUGUAUAUAUAAUUUUAAACACAAAAACUUAUAUUUCAAUAUAUUAAUCAUUUUAGAUGAUUGUAUAUAUAAUUUUAAACACAAAAACUUAUAUUUCAAUAUAUUAAUAGGGGACCUUAUGAUUUUCCCCCCCCCCCCCACAUUUAGAAUUUGGCCAUCUUGUUGAACUAGCCUGGAUUCGAGAUCGGCGCGCUCCCCAUUCCAACCAACUUACAUGGCCCUUGUUCUAGCCUUAACCCAAGGCGCCCAUGGCCUUUUCUGAACUAUCCCCGUUUGUUCGUUUCUGGAACUUUACUUCCAAGAACUAACUCCCUUUCAUUCCUGCUUAUAAACCCUUUCUAGACAAAGGAUGUUCGAAGAGAUUAUGCAGCUGGCUAUAUUGCAUCAUAGCAGAUUAAGCGUUCAAUACAGAUUACUUUACAAGACAACGGACAUUACAUAACUCCGGACAGCUAUAAGUUUAUAUUAUGGUAAUGACUUAUGAUUACUAUCUGGACAACCAUGGAUAUCAAUAGCCGACAUAAAGAUAUUUUAAUCAAUUCUGCUUUCAUGUGUCUAGAUGGCACGAAAACUAUCAAUAACAUCUGCCAUUAUGUAACAAUUCGGCUUUCAUGUGUCAAGAUGGCACGAAAACUAUCAAUAACUUCUGCUAUUAUGUAACAAUGAAGAUACGGAAUAACAUAAAACAUUGUUUUGUAUAGUAAUUAAUUAGUUAAUGAAGGGAAAUGCCAUUCAUAUUACAAAUUAUUUAAUGCGUGUUGACAUUCUAAUAUUAACGCAUAAAGUCUGUCAUUGAAUCAACUGGCGUGGUUUCGAUUCCUCGGUUGCACGUGACAAGGAGUAGGGUCGCCUGUCCAACCUCGUGGGUUUUCUCCGGGUCCUCCGGUUUCCUCCUACUGCUAAAGACCCCUACGCGCAAGCGUAUUAUGGAAAUAAAAUUGAACCAUAUGUUAGUUCCGAAAUGACCUAGUUUGUGUCGAGUGGACGUUAACCCCAUUUCUCUCCCUGUCUCUCUCUCUCUGACCCUCUUUCUCUACUGUUAGCGUUAAUUGUUUACACAGUUUUGAAAAAAUCACCAAUGUACAUUAAUAGGUUACACAAUAGGGGACUUCACAACAUACACAAAUAAUUCCCUUUAAGAUACCGAUGAUUUUAAUUGAAAUGAAAUGUGGUUUUAUGUAUAUAUUUGUCAACGACAAUAUGAAUUGUGACACAAAAAAUCUCAUAUAUAUACCAUAGGCAAUGGUAACUAUAGCCCAUUUAAACCACGGUGUUACUAUGUAAAUAUGUAUAAAUAUACUAUACUGUCCAUCUUUAUACAAUGACAUUAUUUAUGAAUAGUCCCAAGACGGACGAAAAGUACUUUAAAAUGUUAAAAUGUUAUUAAACCAGUGUUGAAAUCA
Patella vulgata (common limpet) is the source of this 3203-nucleotide messenger RNA. RefSeq lists its product as uncharacterized. The coding region runs from base 197 to 1387 and encodes 396 amino acids. The record is from RefSeq and is a predicted model, not a curated record. Lineage: Eukaryota; Metazoa; Mollusca; Gastropoda; Patellidae. The transcript is spliced from 2 exons.